CGGCAGACGAAAUACCGCAAAGCAAAAUAAAUACCAUGAAAAUGUUGCCCCGUAUUAGUGAUGAAGACGAAUCUUAUGAGCUGUAUGAUGAAUUCGAUGAUGAUGAUGAGAAGGAUGAAGAAGAGGAAGAAGCAGAAAGAUUAAAGGAAAUAGAGAGCGAACUGUAUAGUUAUAUCCAUUAUGGUUCUCAAACUGACUUAGAAACAGAGACUGUUGAUCCAACAUUUUGGAGGUCUUUAGAAAAAGAUAAUUCAGCAGUAAAUAGACCACUAAUGAGGCUGAAGGUGAAGGAAGAUAAAAAGAGUGCUGAAGACCCUAUUUUGACAAAGACCUUCAAGUGCGGUAACUGUUCCCUUGUUGGUCAUCUUAGCAGAGAUUGUCGGCAAAUGAAACCACCUGUAUGUUAUCUCUGUGGAAUUUUAGGACACAAAAGCCAUGAGUGCCCAGAUAGUAUUUGCUUUAACUGUGAAUGCCCUGGACAUUUUACUCGUGAUUGCAAUGCAUGCAAACGCCCUUAUAAUGCACACUGUUCCCGAUGUGACAUGAAGGGCCAUAUGUAUCAUGAAUGCCCUGAUCUUUGGAGAAGAUACCAUGCGACCACCAGAGAAGGACCUAUUAUGAAGACGCCAUCUCGUUGUAACCCAAGGGUUUAUUGCUCCAAUUGUGGACUGGUUGGACAUUUCGCUUAUGAUUGUUAUAAUCUAGCCAUGUACAGGUUCAUCAAACCUAGUUAUCCUUUCAUCGUCAGCUAUAAAAAGAACUUUGUGAGUAGAAAAAAUUUUAAAAAAAAGGAGAAAAGAUAUAUGAAAUUUAUGUUCGAAAAUGAUGAAAUUCCAGUAAAGAAACCGAAGAUUAAAGACAAAGCCAAAAUAGUAAAAAAGAAAAUAUCCAAGAAAAAGAAGAAAAACAACCAAAUUGGAAAAAAAGUACAGAUUAGUAAUAUAGUGAAAAAGAGAUUAAAAACCAGAAAAAGGAAAAACAAACUCGGUUACAAGAAGUUCUUCCAGUUUUUUCUAACAAGUGUCAGCUUAAAUAUCUGUCGAGCUUUUAGUGUCAGCAACAUAACUCGAGUGUAAACAAUUGGACAUGGCAGAUGAACAAGGACAGAAAAUAAAAGACUGAGAUGUGUACAAUAACAGAAAAGAUUGAGAUGUGCAGACUGAAUGGUAAAUAAACUGAAAUUAUUGAAAACAA
Octopus sinensis (East Asian common octopus) is the source of this 1194-nucleotide messenger RNA. RefSeq names its product zinc finger CCHC domain-containing protein 7-like. The coding region runs from base 36 to 1076 and encodes 346 amino acids. The record is from RefSeq and is a predicted model, not a curated record. Lineage: Eukaryota; Metazoa; Mollusca; Cephalopoda; Octopoda; Octopodidae. The transcript has a single exon. Gene Ontology annotation, molecular function: zinc ion binding; nucleic acid binding.